AUGCCUGAUGAUGAAGAGGAACAAGGAGAGAGUAUGGAGAAUGAAGUUGAAAAAAGUGAGCAAAGCAGUUCAAAAUUAUCACCAUCGAAUUAUGCUCCAGUUAUCCAUACGUCAACGAAUCUCUAUCAACUGGCGGAUAUUGCAACAAUGGCGCCUGACAUAGCAGCGUUGAGUGUACGUGAUGAUGAAGAAGUGGCCGAAUCGGAUCGAAUGGCCGAAGAACGGUGGAGCAGAAUUUGUGAAUCGCUAUCGGUGUUGUCUGCUGAAUUGGCUGAGAAUUUACGAAUGAUUAUCGAGCCAACAAUAGCAUCGAGACUUGAGUAUGUUACGAUUCUUUUCGAGAAUCUUGAUCGAUUCCUUUGGAAUAGUUUCAUUGGGGGCGAUACGAGAGCAUUGGGCCUGAAAAAUGUUUUGCUAUUNAUGGAUGACAACAAUAUGAAUCUGAUGGCAUGUCAGAGUGUAUGCGUUAUCGGAAGUGCAUUACGACAACUCGAAGUGGGUCAAUUGGCCAUUUGCAAAUUCGGUAGUAAAGUGAAAUUGUUGAGCGAUUUUUGUGCUCACGCUGAUAGCACACUAGGUGGACAACUCAUUCGAGAACUCACUUUCAAGCAGGAUAAAACUGAUUUAGUGAAUCUGUUGAAUGUGAGCAGAACGGUGAGCAGUCUUUGUUUGAUCAAUCUCAAAUUACAUAUUAUUUCAUUUGCGAACAUUUGA
This is a messenger RNA of Anisakis simplex (herring worm), 714 nucleotides long. The record is from the annotation of a GenBank genome assembly. NCBI's taxonomy places the organism in Eukaryota, Metazoa, Nematoda, Chromadorea, Rhabditida, Anisakidae.